AUGGUGCUAUCUAGGCGCGAAGAGACCAAUCUGGUGCUGAACUGGGAGAAGUGUCACUUCAUGCUCACAGAAGGGAUAGUGUUGGGUCACAAGAUUUCUGCGAACGGGAUCGAGGUCGACAAAGCCAAGAUCAAGGUCAUGAUGCAACUGCAGCCGCCUAAGACGGUCAAGGAGAUCAGAAGCUUCCUGGAUCACGCUGGAUUUUACAGAAGGUUUAUCAAAGACUUCUCAAAAAUUGCGCGACCUUUGACCAAAUUGCUGUGUAAGGAGACAGAGUUCGUUUUCGACGCUGACUGUUUGGAAGCGUUCGAGCUCAUCAAGGAAGCCCUCGUUUCUGCACCGGUCGUUCAAGCUCCUGAUUGGGAUCAUCCGUUUGAGAUCAUGUGCGACGCAUCUGACUAUGCUGUUGGAGCUGUGUUGGAACAGAAAAUUGACAAGAAGCAUCAUAUGAUCUACUACGCUAGAAGGACCUUGGAUGAUGCGCAGAGCUGA
This is a messenger RNA of Microthlaspi erraticum, 492 nucleotides long. NCBI's taxonomy places the organism in Eukaryota, Viridiplantae, Streptophyta, Magnoliopsida, Brassicales, Brassicaceae. The record is from the annotation of a GenBank genome assembly.